AUGGCCCAGAUGCCAUCCAGUCUUCUGACCAUGGGAACAUCUGCUGGACGAGGACUUAUGAUGGAUCCAGUAACAGAAGUUCACCAGAGAUAUGUCCCCAUCCUCUGUAUUCCCGUUGACGGCCAGAUUGUUGUUAAAGUUGAGGUGAAGGAGGAAGCAGAAGAUCCGCCUAUGAUGGGUGAUGGUCCUUGUAAGGAGGAGGAAAUCCCUCCAGAGAUCAGCACAGUGAAGGAGGAAGCAGAAGAUCCGCCUAUGAUGGGUGAUGAUCCAUGUAAGGAGGAGGAAAUCCCUCAAGAGAUCAGCACCGUUGAGGUAAAGGAGGAAGCAGAAGAUCCGCCUAUGAUGGGUGAUGAUCCAUACCCCGGAGAAACCAGAGUCACUCCCAGAAACAUCAAAGAAGAAGGACAGAGGAAGAUUAAAGAAGAGACAAUUGUUACAGAGAUCAGCACAGGGCCAGAAAUGGAUUACGUGAACCCCAGGGCACAAUAUCAGCAAGACAUCCAUAUCCUUCCCCAUGUAGCCAAAGGUGAAAAUCCUAUUGGUGUGAAAGCUGAAGUGAAAGAAGAAGCAGAGACAGAGGUAAAGGACGAGGAGCUGUGGAAGGCCAUGGAGAUGCCUCCAGAGAAUGGCCCAGGUGAACAUAGCAACAGCAAAGGAACAUAUCCCACUGUGUCUCCCGGAGAUGACACGGAACACGACGCCACCACAGUUGUCACUUUAGAGGAAAACCCAGUAGCCCCAAAUUUCCAACCGGUCAAGCCGAAACAGAGAAAGUUGUAUUAUUGCUCCGAGUGCGGCAAAUGGUUCAACCGUAAAGAUCAGUUUGUCCACCAUCAGCGUAUGCACACAGGGGAGAAGCCCUAUUCAUGUGCAGAAUGCGGCCGAUGCUUCAACCAGAGGGCCCACCUCCAUAAGCACCGAAGGACUCACUCUGGUGAGAAGCCGUUUAGAUGUUCAGAUUGCGGGAAGUGCUUCUCGCAGAGGUUUUCUCUCGUCCAACAUCAGGGAAUGCACAUGGAGGGCAAGCCGUACUCCUGCUCCGAGUGCGGCAAAUCCUUUGGCGCCAAAUCAACCCUGGUUGGCCACCUUAGGACGCACACAGGCGAGAAGCCUUUUUCCUGUCCCAAGUGUGGGAAGUCCUUCACAGCCAGGUCCAGCCUGGUCAUCCAUGAAAAUAUGCACCUGGACAAGAAGCCGUUUUCAUGUGCCGAAUGCAGCAAACGCUUCAUUCAGAAGUUCCAGCUAGAACGGCACCAGAGAAUUCACACAGGGGUGAAGCCAUAUGUGUGUUCGGACUGCGGGAAAAGCUUCACCCAGAAGUCCCAUCUCGUCAGCCAUCAGAGGCUUCACAAGGGCGACAAGUGUUAUUCGUGCUCGGAGUGUGGGAAAAGCUUCUUGUGGCAGGCAUCUCUCACUGUUCACCAGAAGGGGCACCGGGGGGAAAACUCAUAUUCAUGUUCAGAGUGUGGGAAAGGUUUUUUCUCAAAGGCUUCUAUUGUUAAACAUCGCAGAAUCCACAAAGAUGCAUAG
Molecule: messenger RNA, 1530 nt
Organism: Nanorana parkeri
Lineage: Eukaryota; Metazoa; Chordata; Amphibia; Anura; Dicroglossidae
Product: zinc finger protein 154-like
Exons: 10
Coding region: 1-1530 (509 amino acids)
Biological process (GO): regulation of transcription by RNA polymerase II
Molecular function (GO): DNA-binding transcription factor activity; RNA polymerase II cis-regulatory region sequence-specific DNA binding
Source: RefSeq, a predicted model, not a curated record